GCCCUGGUCAUAUGAUCCAGACCACCAAGAUGGCGUCAGGGCAGCAGUGGGUGUUAGUAGAGAUGGUUCAAGCUUUUUAUGAGGCCCCGGCCUAUCAUUUGAUUUUGGAAGGAAUCCUGAUUUUGUGGAUAAUCAGGCUGCUUUUCUCAAAGACGUACAAGCUUCAGGAGAGGUCUGAUCUCACUGAGAAGGAAAAAGAGGAGUUAAUCGAAGAGUGGCAGCCAGAGCCUCUGGUUCCUGCUGUGUCCAAUGACCACCCAUCCCUAAAUUAUGAUGUUGUCACUGGCCCUCCAAGCCACAAAAUCACUGUAAAUGGGAAAGAGUGCAUUAACUUUGCCUCAUUUAACUUCUUGGGCCUGCUCGACAAUGAGCGUGUUAAGCAAAAGGCCCUGGCGUCUCUUAAGAAGUAUGGUGUUGGUACAUGUGGUCCAAGAGGCUUCUAUGGAACAUUUGAUGUUCACCUGGAGUUAGAGGAACGCUUGGCUAAGUUCAUGAAAACAGAGGAGGCCAUUAUAUAUUCCUAUGGCUUUGCCACCAUAGCCAGCGCUAUUCCUGCAUACUCCAAGAGGGGCGACAUAGUCUUUGUGGAUGAAGCAGCAUGUUUCUCCAUCCAGAAGGGCCUGCAGGCUUCCCGCAGCUUCAUCAAAUACUUUAAACACAAUGACAUGGAGGACCUGGAGCGGCUGCUGAAAGAGCAGGAGCUUGAAGACCAGAAGAAUCCACGCAAGGCUAGAGUCACAAGAAGAUUCAUUGUCGUAGAGGGGCUUUACAUGAACACUUCAGAUAUCUGCCCUCUCCCAGAGCUGGUGAAGCUGAAGUACAAGUAUAAAGUACGCAUAUUUUUGGAGGAGAGCAUGUCUUUCGGUGUGUUGGGAGAGCAUGGGCGAGGAGUCACAGAGCACUUUGGAGUCAGUAUCGAUGACAUUGAUCUCAUAAGUGCCAACAUGGAGAAUGCUGUGGCUUCCAUAGGUGGAUUCUGCUGUGGACGAUCAUUUGUUAUUGAUCAUCAGCGUCUGUCUGGACAAGGCUACUGUUUCUCAGCCUCUCUUCCACCCAUGCUGGCUUCAGCUGCAAUUGAGGCCCUCAACAUCAUGGAAGAGGACCCAGAAAUUUUCACCAUCCUGAGGGAAAAGUGCAAACAUGCCCACAAAGCAUUGCAAGACAUUCCAGGGUUGAAGGUAGUCGGGGAGGCGUUUGCUCCAGCACUCCAUCUCCAACUAGAGCACAGCACAGGAUCCAGAGAGAGUGAUGUCAGGACACUACGAUCCAUCAUCGACUAUUGUUUGGACAGACAGAUAGCUCUCACUCAGGCUCGCUAUCUAGACAAAGAGGAACGCUUUCUUCCACCGCCCAGCAUCAGAGUCGUAGUAACAGUGGAGCAGACCGAGGAGGAAAUUGAGAAAGCAACAUCCUGUAUUCGAGAAGCUGCUCUUGCUAGACUUGAGUGAUUGCAAAUACCUCCAGCGUGGUGACAGACGUUGAUUUCAACACCACCGUCUCUGUCAGUCAGCUGCAGACUGUUCACCCAUUCUGAGGCUUCAGAGUCUUUUUAUACUGUCAGUAGCAGGAAGAAAACACUGGACAGCUGUUGAGUUGGCACAGCCAUUAGCACUGGGGACCUCGCCAUAUCUUAUGUUGUCAGAAAUUAAUCCACAUAAUAAUUGCACCUGUUCGUGUUUCACUACAUAGAUAAUUUCUAAAAUGCUGAUCUUUGAGUCUCAAUUUUACAUUGAAAUGAAUGAAAACUGUUUCAUGUUGUAGGUUGGAUUCAACAAACCUGUUUGUUCCCUAUGAAGCCUUGAAUAACGGUUACAAGUAUAAUAAAGUAUAAUAAAUAUUGAAAACAAAUGUUAAUGCUAAGCAGAAAUGUUUGUUAUAUAUGUGGUUACUUUUACAGACACUGCGUUUGUGUUAUGUUUAUCUCUCUAUAUUAACAAGAUUUACUUCCACAAAAGCUGUUUCAGUUUUUUCCGUAAGGAUGCCAAAAAUGUGUGUUUUAACACAUGCACACUUGUGAGGUUCUUCUUCUGAAUUUUAAGGGAACAUUUUUUUAAGCCAUGAGAAAUUAUUAAAUUAUUAUGUGAUAUUGAUUCUCUUCCUUUUUUGUUUUUGAUAUGUUGCAUGAUUCUAUCAGUUUGUCCUGGUGGCAUGACUGCACUUAUCAAUGAGGAUGUACUUUGUUUCCUUUUAUAUCGAUUUAUUACAUUAUUCCAAACAAAUCAGAAUAUGCUAUAUGCUUCAUCUUCUUCUGCGCUUUUAGUGGACGGUUUGUCACGUCACAACUUGAACCAUAACCAGUUCCUCUUUUGCAGCUAACGAGAAUAAAAGAAAAUAGAGCUGUAAUGCAAAGUAAAUGUUUUGGUUCAGUCAUACGCUUAUGUCAUGCCAAAGAUCAUGCCUGAUGUAGAUGCACAGUUUGUGAUCUGCCUUAAGCUGCUGCUAACUGCUUACUGUGUGGGGGUUUCCUUAAUAAACUGUCAAGGGGU
Pygocentrus nattereri (red-bellied piranha) is the source of this 2486-nucleotide messenger RNA. RefSeq names its product serine palmitoyltransferase, long chain base subunit 1 (gene sptlc1). NCBI's taxonomy places the organism in Eukaryota, Metazoa, Chordata, Actinopteri, Characiformes, Serrasalmidae. Gene Ontology annotation, biological process: sphingosine biosynthetic process; ceramide biosynthetic process. Gene Ontology annotation, molecular function: pyridoxal phosphate binding; serine C-palmitoyltransferase activity. The transcript is spliced from 15 exons. Gene Ontology annotation, cellular component: endoplasmic reticulum. Bases 12 to 1448 code for a protein of 478 amino acids. The record is from RefSeq and is a predicted model, not a curated record.